Molecule: messenger RNA, 1410 nt
Organism: Topomyia yanbarensis
Lineage: Eukaryota; Metazoa; Arthropoda; Insecta; Diptera; Culicidae
Product: pseudouridine-5'-phosphate glycosidase
Exons: 8
Coding region: 208-1410 (400 amino acids)
Molecular function (GO): pseudouridylate synthase activity
Source: RefSeq, a predicted model, not a curated record
AAUCUUUAUUUCGCCGGUCGGAGUAUCGUUCGUGCGCGUAAUGUCGACGGUUUAUAAAAAUAUAUGUCUGUAUAGUGAAAAGUGUUUAGAAUAGUUUUUUUGUGUGAUCAUCACUUCUGAUUUUUGUUUAGUUUGUGCAUAAACGAAGACCUGUGCUAAAGUGUUUCUCGUCCGGACUGUCUUGAAGCAAGUAAAAACCUGCAAAACAUGUUCCGUGUUCCGAAUAAAGCAAUAUUGUGCAACGGUUAUGCUUGUUCCUUUGUGAAGCGGAGAUUGACUGACAUCUCCAAACUAAGUUCCUUGGUCGACAUCAAUCCGGACGUCGGCGAGGCUCUCCGGACGGCACCGCAGUCCGUGGUUGCACUCGAGUCUACCAUCAUCACCCACGGUAUGCCCUAUCCCCGCAAUCUCGAGACGGCCCUUGAGGUGGAGGAGAUUGUUCGUCAAAAGGGAGCCAUCCCUGCCACCAUCGGUAUUGUGGGCGGUCGUAUUCAGGUCGGCCUCAGCGGCGACCGGUUGGAAAAACUGGCUAAAGCCGAUAAUGCUGGCACAAUUAAAACAUCCCGCCGCGAUCUAGCGUAUGUGCUGAGCAAUGGUUUGAACGGUGGAACAACGGUGGCCGGAACUCUCCUGGUAGCCGACAUGGUUGGCAUUCGGGUGUUUGCUACCGGAGGACUCGGUGGAGUGCAUCGAGGCGGACAGAACACAAUGGAUGUGUCAGCGGAUUUGGUCGAACUGGGACGAACUCCGGUCGCGGUCGUUUCCAGCGGGGUGAAAUCAAUUCUGGACAUUCCAAGGACGCUAGAGUAUUUGGAGACCCAAGGAGUUUGCGUUGCAUCGUUCCAAUGUCCGGAUUUGGACUUUCCUGCUUUUUACACACGGUCCAGCGGUUCGAAAGCUGCUUAUAAUUUAAACAAUGCCUUGGAAGCUGCCAAUAUGAUAAGCGUAAAUAGCGCACUCGGUCUGCGGUCUGGAUUUUUGAUAGGUGUGCCCAUCCCGGAGGCUUACUCCAUGGAUCCGAAGGUGAUGAGCGAUGUUAUAGAGCAAGCUUUGGUGGAGGCUGAAUCGUUGAAUAUCCGUGGCAAGGAGGUGACACCUUUUAUCCUUACUGCCGUGUCCAAGAUUACCAGAGGCCGGAGUUUGGAAUCGAAUAUUGCGCUGAUAAAAAAUAAUGCACGCGUUGCUGCGGAAAUUGCGGUCGAGUUGAUGCGGAUCGAAAAUAAUGGAAUUAUCGUGUCUAGUAGUAGUAUGGGAAGGGAUGCAUCGAAGAUCCGCAGUGAACGAGUGCCGGUGGUAAUCGGUGGAUCUAACAUCGACACGUCCAUCACGGUGCUGGAUCGCGAUUUAAAGUUCUACGAGCAAACUCCGAAGAAUCAGAACUACCUGAAAAGACCUCAGGGGCAGUCGUAG